Oryzias melastigma (Indian medaka) is the source of this 1419-nucleotide messenger RNA. RefSeq names its product hemoglobin embryonic subunit alpha. The transcript has 3 exons. Gene Ontology annotation, biological process: oxygen transport; hydrogen peroxide catabolic process. Gene Ontology annotation, molecular function: haptoglobin binding; peroxidase activity; organic acid binding. Gene Ontology annotation, cellular component: haptoglobin-hemoglobin complex; hemoglobin complex; blood microparticle. NCBI's taxonomy places the organism in Eukaryota, Metazoa, Chordata, Actinopteri, Beloniformes, Adrianichthyidae. The record is from RefSeq and is a predicted model, not a curated record. The coding region runs from base 797 to 1228 and encodes 143 amino acids.
ACCCUGAUUUAUGAACAAAAGAUAAGAGCAAACGUGUAGCGCCUACAUUCAAAUAUAUUAAAAAAAAAAAAUCAAAUAAAUUGUCCGUCUGAGCCUGUAAACAAAGUAAGUUAAUUACUGGAUUCAUGCAUUAACUCAACAGUGUUAACUUCAUUAUUAAACAUUAAUCUUUUUGAAUACUGAUCCCUAUGCAUAAAAGAAAAAGUCCGUCUGAGCUAAAAACCUAAAAAAGUUUAAUAUUUCCACGAUUUAUUUUAAUUUUUUACAACAUUUUAUUUCAGGCAUGAUUAAGUAAACUUCAAAAUUCUUGUGCUGACUUUUCUAUUUUAUAAAAAAUAUGUUGAAUUUGAGCUAUUAUUGCUCUAUGGCUUAACAGAAUUUUUAUCCAUUCAUUUAGUUAUAAGUUAGUGUGGGUUGCUUUUGAAAAUUAUUUUUAAUGUGCCCCUUUCUUAUUUUUUUUUUGCUUUGUGAAGACAACAUUUUGUUUAUUUGUUAAUUUGUUUUUUUAAUUCCCAUAUUUGAGCCUUAAUUGUGUUGUGCAUUAAAUAUUGUGUCAAAAGAGAAUACGCACACAGGAGGAUAAAUAACUUUGUUAAAAUAUUCAAAGAUCUGGAAUUUGGCUUCUGCUUUUCUCUGUUCCACUGACGUCAUUCGUCUAUCUGAUGCUGCCUUGAGUUUAUCGGUUGACCCAAACCCUGAUGUCCUGCAGAUUGUCCGGGUGUGUCCGGCCUUCUUUCCUGCAUAAAACCCCCUCCACGCUCCGCACUCAUCACGCCAUUCAGAGCCGGAACUCAAAAUGAGUCUCACAGCUAAAGACAAGGACGCCGUCAGGACCUUCUGGGCUAAGAUCUCAGCCAAGGCGGACGAUGUGGGCACAGAUGCUCUCUCCAGGAUGCUGGUGGUGUACCCCCAGACUAAGACGUACUUCGCCCAUUGGAAGGACCUGAGCCCCGGCUCUGCUCCAGUAAAGAAACACGGGAAGACCGUCAUUGGGGGAGUGACUGACGCUGUGGACAAAAUCGAUGCUCUAUCAUCAGGUCUGCUGAGCCUCAGUGAGCUGCACGCCUUCACCCUGAGAGUGGAUCCUGCCAACUUCAAGAUCCUCGCUCAUUGCAUCCUGGUGGUGCUGGCCAUGAUGUUCCCCAGCGACUUCAGCCCAGAAGUGCACGUGGCCAUGGACAAGUUCCUGGCUGCUUUGGCUCUGGCUCUGUCUGAGAAGUACAGAUGAGCGGGAAAAAUGCGAGCAUGCGCAAACGUUCUCUGUCUGUCUGAAUUUAAAUAAAUGAUUUCAUGCAGUUUAUCUUGAGUCUUGUUUUACUUUGAUAGUGAAGGGAAAAGAUUUUUUCAAAAUAAAGCACAUACUAAAAACUAUUAUAUCAGGAUGCUCUGGAUUUUAAAAGAAACUCAGACACAAUAAUC